AUGUCUAAUGCGGUUAUGCGGUUGACUGCCGAACAAAGAGAAUGUGUUAACUUUCCGCUCAGCCAACAGGUUCUAAUUGUUAAUGCUGGGCCAGGCACCGGAAAAACCGAAAUUAUUAAGGAGCGGAUGAGAUUUAUUGUGGAACAAAAUCUUAAUCAACGGCAACUCAUUUUGGUUCUAACUUUUAAUAGAAACAUUUCGGUAGAUAUUUGGCGAAAACUGAAAUUAAUCAUUAGUAAGAAUGCAGCUUUUCUUCAAAAAAACAGCCAAUUCUCGAAAAGAAAUAAUUUUCUGCCUUGUCAAAUAAUGAACCGCACUUUCCACUCUUUGUGUCAUUUGAUUUUCAGUGAAGAACAGGAAAAAAUUUCUGGUAAAGAGAGUUUUGAAAUUUUUUUUGAAGAAGGAACUAAAGAAUAUUUUUUCCCUUUAUUAACUGAUUUUGCCACUAAUUUUGUCGAACACACUAAGGAUAAAAAGCAAAGUUAUUCAGGAAAGCUGACUAAUGGAUUAAGAUUUAGAAUUUUGAAUAAUCUCUGCAAGUAUGUUUUAAACAAGAAAAGUAACGAUGUUAGCGUGGAGUUAAGGAAAAAAUUAAUAAUUGAGAGGGUUUUAGAAGAAUCUGGUCGUCUCGACUUGUAUGAACCAAUCAAAGAGUUUUUUAUUAGUGAUCAAAGAAAAAAAUUUUGGUUAUUUUUUGACGACAUGGUUAAAAACAUAACUAUUUUUUUGGAAAAAGAUGAGGAACUAAAAAAAAGUUGGCAAGUUUUUGAUCAUAUUCUAGUUGACGAAAGUCAAGACUUGGAUGAGUUUCAACUACGAAUGAUAAAAUUGCUUUGUUUGCCUCACACCACUCUGACCUUUGUGGGUGAUCCUAAACAAACUAUUUACGAAUUUCGGGGGGCAAAAAGUGGCAUCUUUGAAGCCAUUAAAAACCUUUUUCCAAAUAAUAUCCAAAAAAAUGUCACAGAGAGUUUUCGUUCUCACCAAGAAAUUGUUGCGGUAGCUAAUAAUUUUUCUCAGAAUCAAAAACAAAUAGAUUUUGUGGUAGAACAAAUCGACCAAAUUCGAGAACCAGUGAGAAAAGCCAUUCUUUAUCGAAAUAAUGAUUCGGGCAAGCAAAUAGCCGAUGAACUAAGAAAUAAAAGCAUUAAUUUUAUACACCUUAGGAACAAAGAUGAUGAGGGAGUAGAAAUAAUAAGAAAAUUAAAAUUUUUGAAAGCAGAGGAAAAAGCGGGUGAAUUUGUUAGCGUGAAAGAUUUACUGGAAAAAUUAAAUGUUUCUUUAAUUGAUCCGGAUAUGGGGGAUAAACUUACUCCCCUCCAAGUAAGGAGAUUUGUGUGGGAUCUAGAAGAACUUGUUUUCCGCAGUUUUCUAGUUAACAAUUCGGAGGAUAAAAUAGGAAAAAUUAUCCUUUCUACCAUUCACGGAAGCAAAGGUUUGGAAUUUGACCAUGUUUUCUUAGUAGAUGUUAACGAAGAAAUUUUGCCUAGAAAAAAUACUAAAAAUGCGGAAGAAGAACUCGAAGAAGCCAGAAUUUUUUAUGUCGGAGUAACCCGAGCCAAAAAAAAGUUAUAUCUUUGUUCUUCUGAUCGCGAAAAAAUUUCUCAGUUUCUCCUCAAAAUUGACCCGAAACUGGUAGAAAUUAGGGCUAGUAAGGUUGAUUUUUUAAAAGCCACUUCUUCGCUUUCUGCUCAAAAAAGAGAAGAAAAAAUUGGUGAAGAAGGAGAAGAAAAGGUUUAUGACUUAUUAGUAGAAAGUCAAAUUCCUUUCUUAAAAUUGAAUAUUUUAAAACGUGUUCAAGAAGAGCCUCAGAAUACUAAAUCUCAUGUUUAUCAAGCCUUACAAGCCGUUGAAGAAGUCAAAAUGGAAAAAGUUUCCUUACAAGAUUUAACUUGUAAAGAACAUUUUAGGAACCAAGAUCUAACCGAUCACGAUUUACACGUCUAUCAGUUUUUUUUACAUCGUUUUGCUGCGGCGGGAGGAAAAAGCGGCGGAGAGUUUUACACACCCCUUCGAAUGCUUGUGCAAAGCAAAGCAUUUAUUCAAGACAUUAAAAAGAAUGGUGGGGAAAUAUUUUGUUUGGGCCAGGAGAGAAUUCCCGACACUCUCCGCUUAGCCAAGAGACAACUAAUCCUCGAAGGCAUUACUAGUUUUCGUUUAGAACAAGGGGACACUUUGUUUGAAGAUAAGUUUCCGGACCAGCAAGCCGAUUUCAUUUUAGCCAAUCCUCCUUUUAAUCAGGCUCACAAUGGAAUGACCGAAGGAGAUAUUCGUUGGCAGAAAUACGGAUUUUUAAUUAUGGCUAAUAUUACUUUGUCUAGUUUAAAUAGGAGAGAUGUAGAAAUGCGGCAAAAAUGGCUAAAUGAUAAUUUAGUAGAGGCCAUUAUUACUCUACCAAACAAACUUUUUUACACUACUUCUAUUGCUCCUUGUCGUGAGACUGGUAAGGUGUUAAUGAUUGAUGUAUCCCAAGAUGAUUUUGGAGAAAAAACAAGUAGCAAAGAACGAAAACUAAACGAAGAAGAUAUUAAAAGAAUUAGCGAAGUUUAUCGCACUUUUUGGAAAAGUGGCGAAUUGAAAAAAAAUAAUAUUCCGGCUGUUAUAGUUUCUCGGGAAGAAAUUGAAAAAAAUAACUUCGUUUUAGCCCCCAGUCGUUAUUUACCAGACGAGCAAGAAAAAUUAACUCCGGAAGAAAUUGAUAAGCAAUUGCUGGAAACUACUGCCGAACUAGAAGCAUUAAUCAAAGAACAAGAUAAAUACCACCGAGAAUUAAAAAAUUUACUGGCGGAAAUAAAGAAGGAAUUAAAAAAUGACUAA
Molecule: messenger RNA, 2817 nt
Organism: Cetraspora pellucida
Lineage: Eukaryota; Fungi; Glomeromycota; Glomeromycetes; Diversisporales; Gigasporaceae
Source: the annotation of a GenBank genome assembly